Polypterus senegalus (gray bichir) is the source of this 3201-nucleotide messenger RNA. RefSeq names its product FKBP prolyl isomerase 8 (gene fkbp8). Lineage: Eukaryota; Metazoa; Chordata; Cladistia; Polypteriformes; Polypteridae. The record is from RefSeq and is a predicted model, not a curated record. Gene Ontology annotation, molecular function: protein binding; peptidyl-prolyl cis-trans isomerase activity. The transcript is spliced from 9 exons. The coding region runs from base 111 to 1304 and encodes 397 amino acids.
UGUUCCAUAGGCCAAGGUGACCAUCAGGAGGAGACGGGCUGUCAAGCUGACGUAGCUGGAAGGCGACGAGAGGGUCGGUUUUAUAUUUUUAGCAGCGAGGUUUUGCCACAAUGGCUGCUGUUAAAGAAGAGAUCCAGCUUGGUCCUCCAGAGAGCAAGAGUGAACCUUGUGACAAGGCAACCCUUCUUGAUAAUGGCGAGGACUUUGAGAUGCUCAGUGAGGAUGAUGAGAAUGAUCUCAGUGAUCUCCCACCCUUAGAAAAUGCGGAAAGAGAGAAGAUAACAAAAACUGAACAAAGGAAAGAAACUGUACAGGUGCAGGAGACAGUGGAUGAAUGGAUGGAGGUGCUAGGAACCAAAUUGCUAAUGAAAAAGAUUUUGGUUGUUGGCCAAGGAGAGGAUACAAGACCAAAGAGAGGCCAGCUUGUUACAAUUCGCUUAAAAACCAUGCUGGAAAAUGGAACUGUUUUAGAUGAUCGGGAAAGUCUCUCUUUCACCUUGGGAGAUGGUGAUGUAAUGCAGGCUCUGGAUCUCACGGUGCAACUAAUGGAAGUCAAUGAGACAGCCCUAAUUUUUACUGAUGCCAAAUAUGCUUAUGGCUGUCAGGGGAGCACUGACCCCUGUGUAUCUCCAAACACCAGCCUUAAUCUGGAAGUGCAAUUACUGCAGGUAGUAGAUGCCCCAGACUUGGAGGACAUGACACCUCAAGAGAAGAUUGAACUGGCUGACAAGAAACGAGAGCGUGGUAAUUUUUAUUACCAGAGGGGUGACUAUGUUUUUGCCGUCAACUCAUAUACUAUUGCCCAGAAAGUGACAGGUUCAAGUUCAAGAGUUGAUAUCACUCCAGAAGAAGAGGCUGAACUGCUGGAUAUUAAAGUGAAAUGUCUCAACAAUUUGGCAGCAUCACAGCUGAAGCUAGAACAUUACGAGAUGGCUUUAAAGUCUUGCAAUCAGGUCUUGGAGCAUCAACCAGAUAACAUCAAAGCCCUUUUUAGGAAAGGCAAGGUGCUGGCUCUGAAAGGAGAAUACUCGGAAGCUAUUUCAAUGCUAAGACGAACUUUGAAGCUUGAACCGUCCAACAAGACCAUCCAUGCAGAGCUCUCCAAGUUGGUGAAGAAGCACUCUGAGCAGAAAGACAAAGAACAAGCAAUGUAUAAAAAGAUGCUUGGCAACCCUAGCAGCGUGGCUUCCCUAAAGUGUACCAACAAGCAAUCUUGGAAUGUAAACUGGAAGUGGCUGUUUGGAGCAACAGCUGUUGCCAUUGGAGGAGUGGCCCUGUCUGUGGUCAUUGCAGCCAGAAACUGAUUUUUCUCCUCUAUGCAGACCUUGACCACCUUUCAAAUGUUUCCUCAUGGUACUACGUUGUUGGCGGCUGUGAAACAGCUCUCUUCUUAAACAACAAACCAACAGACGAAGUGAGAUGGUGGUUUGCUGUUUGUGGUUCGCUUGGAUUGCGUGCAAAGUGAAGCGCAGAGAAGAAACCUAAAAUGUUCUGAUGCUUUUUAAAGAAGUUUAAGAAAGUUAUAUAUACUGUAGGGGAUAAUAUGCACCAUCAUGAAUUUUUGCUGAGUCAUGUAAAUAUUUCUGCUUAAGUUGAUGUUUAUGGUCAUAGGCGAUUACUCGGUAUUUAGUGGGUCAUCCCAGGCCAGUCUGUUUCUUUCCUAACACUUUGUCACUUGACUUGUUACACAAUCUGCUGUUAAACUAUUUAAAGAAUUUUUGAGACUGUAAAUACCUCCUCUACUUUGUCAUAUAACACUAGGUUUAUAUACAUCAUUAUUUAAUUUGGCCUUUAAUUGUUAGAUUUUUUCUGCAUUUUUCUUCUCACAGGCUAAUGAGCAUUUUUAAGUAAAUGGUAAUGUGAACAUUUGUCUUUGUAUGUCAUGUCUGAAAUUGUCCUUGGUCUGUUAGGGUUCCAAAACAUGUGACAAAGUAAUAUUUGGAACAGCCACACUCAAUUUCAUUUCUGUAUUCCCAUUUAAAUAUAUGGUCUUUGGUCCUAAAUAUAUGUGAAAGAGGCGAGACUAAGUUACCCAUAUCUGAUAGGAUAAGUAGAGCCCCAAGCACCUGAUUUUAUUUAAGGUUGUUUUUUUUUUUAAGAAAAAACAUUUAAGGAUGCAAGGCAGCAUGGCAAGAUGGUGUCAGGUCAUCCUCUCUUAAAUGAGUAAUAAUUUAACUUUACCUGUAUUUCUUUUGAGCUUACCCUUUAAAAUACAUUUCUGGAGCUGGUUGAAUCUCCCCAUUUUUUUCAUACAUUCUGCUUGGAAAAAUAAGUCUUCAUAAUCAGAGAAUAUUGGCAAGUAUCAUCGGAGGAUAUGAGAAUUUCAGUAUUUACAGCUAAGUAGUGUGUAGGAGCAGAAAGGCAAGGAGAUUGAAGGGUCCUUGCUGCCCUAACCCCUGCCAUACACUUGUCUGUCUUAAUAUUCUGGCACUGGCCACUCUUUCUUUAUUUUUUUUAGUUUUUGUACUUAUAUAGAAAAGUCCAUUUUCUGUUUAACAUAAAUGCAAGUUUUUGAACCCUAAUUAAUGUGAAAAUAUGUGACUUUUACCAAAGUUACUCAGCAUCAUAAACUGACACAAUUCCCAGUGACUACUCGCCUAUGUCACUCACAAUAAACAAACGCCUUCCUGCCUGUAUAUCCGUUGUAUGUUUAUGUAAGGUAAUAUGUGGCAUUUUCAGAGCUAGUAGGGGAAUUUAUUUUGCCUUUUUAAUAUUUUUUCAUUAAAACCAGAUUAAAAUGCAUUCCAUCCAUUUUAAAGUUCUGGUAAUACAGAUUGUACUGUUAGGGAGCUUUUGCAGCAUUCAGUUGGACUUAUAGUGUAUUAAUAAGCUGAUCUAAUAAAAUUCUAUAUACUCUAUCUAAGGUGAAAGUGGCACAUAGAUACCUAACUGACAAUUCUUUAUGAAAUAUUUUUGCCCACUGUUUUAAAGACUUCUCAGUGACUUUAUCAUGCUGUUAAACCCACAUGUUGCCUUGCAGAACAAUAUAUUUUGGGACCAAGCUAUCAUUUUGGGGAGGCUAUUAGAAAAAAAUGAAAUUUAAUAUAAAGCAAAUUUAGAAAAAAGAGCUUCCUAAUAUCUGCCAGUGAGAAAAUUAGGUGGUGAUCCUGGGUGUAUUUAUUUUUGGACUCCCAAGUAAUUAUAUAAAAUAUAAAAUAUUGACCUGUAAAAACUUUUAUUAAAAUAUAUUGUUUCAUAGUU